AUGACCCUUAAUGACGUAAGAGGUUAAAGGUCCUCUCAACGACAUCAACAGCGCAGAGCUUUCAUGCUUAACAGAGGAGCAUGACGGGAACGUAAACAGGUGUUCGCGGUGUUGUUUGUUAGUUUGCGAAAAGUGUAACAAAGGCGGUGAGUGUGUAAGAACGACCUUAUCUUCAAACUACUGACAGCGGUUUGUGAACUGAGAUAAGGAGCAGCCGGAUGAAGACGCGUUCCCAGAACUGAUAUCUGACAAAUCAAGCAUGGCAGGAGUGUUUGAUAUAGAUCUGGAAACUGAGGACAUCAGUGAUACAGAGGAUGAUGUCUGUGACUUCACUGUGACAGAACCUGAGAAUGUUCAGACAGAGGAGGUGGAGUUGACCAGUGAGAGUGUCAACAGAGACAGUGAGAGAGUGGGACCUGACUGCUUUGAGCUUCUUACUGUGCUGGGAAAAGGAGCCUAUGGCAAGGUUUUCCAGGUGAGGAAGGUUCAAGGUGCUCAGACUGGAAAAAUAUUUGCCAUGAAGGUCCUGAAAAAGGCUAAGAUAGUGUGCAAUGCUAAGGACACAGCGCAUACAAGAGCGGAGCGGGAGAUCCUGGAAACAGUGAGACACCCCUUCAUUGUGGAUCUGCUCUAUGCCUUCCAAACUGGGGGGAAACUCUACCUCAUUCUGGAGUGUCUCAGUGGAGGGGAGUUAUUCAUGCAGCUAGAGAAAGAAGGCAUCUUCAUGGAGGACACUGCUUGUUUCUAUCUAGGAGAGAUCACAUUGGCUCUAGGUCACCUCCACUCUAACGGGAUUAUUUACAGAGACCUCAAACCUGAAAACAUCAUGCUUAAUCAUCAAGGACACAUCAAGCUAACAGACUUUGGUCUCUGCAAGGAAUCAAUUCAUGAUGGAACCGUCACACACACGUUUUGUGGCACAAUAGAGUACAUGGCUCCAGAGAUCCUGACCAGAUCAGGUCACAACAGAGCAGUAGACUGGUGGAGCCUGGGGGCCCUGAUGUACGAUAUGAUGACUGGAUCACCUCCAUUUACAGCUGAAAACAGGAAGAAGACAAUUGACAAGAUCUUGAAGUGUAAACUUAACCUGCCCCCGUACCUGACCAUCGAUGCAAGGGACCUCAUCAAGAAGUUGUUGAAGAAGAAUCCAUCACAGAGACUUGGCUCCAGUAAAGCAGACUGUGCUGAUAUCCAGAAACACCCAUUCUUCAGGCACAUCAGCUGGGAUGACCUGCUGAACAAGAGAGUGGAGCCACCAUACAAGCCUCACCUGCAGUCGGACGAAGACGUCAGCCAGUUUGACACCAGAUUUACCAGACAGACGCCAGUUGACAGUCCAGACGAUACGUCACUCAGUAACAGCGCAGAGCUUGCCUUUGCCGGCUUCACUUACGUGGCUCCAUCAGUCUUAGAAAGUCUAAAGGAGGGCUUCUCAUUUGAACCCCGAACUCGACCUGUGCGCAGACACAACAGCAGCCCACGCACACCCAUAAGUCCACUGAAAUUUUCCCCAGCUGGACCUUUCAAGUGCAGCAUCGAUGGAGAGCCAGACCUUUUCUCUCCCACCUCUCCACCGCCAGCUCCGCUUUCUGUGCCACUGGAAAACGGCGCUUCCAGUCAGCCAAUCAGGACGCCUGCGAGAAACAAGAAGCAGAAAGGACAUCGCAGAUGAGGAGGAAAUCUUCAUAGAGCCAGCAAGGUGCUAUGUGACCUUAGUCAGAUUCACAUUUUAUAGGAUCCAGCAAGCGUUGAGGCACAGAGCUGAAGUGUUUUCUUUCUGCUGGCAUUGUGUUUUACGAACACAGUUGUAUUUCGGGCUUACUGUUCAGAACUUCCUGUUUGCAACAUAGAUUACUAUAUGAUUCCCAAAUCAAUAUGUGAUAUCAUGCUUUUACUUUUUGAAGUCAGAUUGAAGAGUGUGAGUUUUAUUAUUUGUCUCAGAUGGUCACUAUAUUGGCUAAAGUUGUUCCACUGCACUGUAGUUCUCACUGUGGCACUCAAAACAAUAUGUAUAAGAAAACCAUUUCUUCUACAAAUAGCAUUAGAGCGAGGGCAACAGAACUGCUGCUAUUUCUCUACUAACUUCACCUCAUUUUUCAUGACAAGUCAAGGUCAGGAAGAUGAUGGACUCAUUGGUUAACAUGGCUUCAUUUCAUAUGUGCAUGCUAAUACAACUACAACAAAGAAAAGGUGUGAUAUAAAGUGUUUUGGGUUUAAUUAGUCCAUCAGCUUUUAAUUAGUUCAUAAGAGUUUGUGUAAGGAGGUCGACUAUCGCUGACAUUUUAAUUAGGGAACUGAUGAAGGAUCACUCUACUGAAGUUCUGAUUCUUUUCCAUUAAGGUGGAGCUGUGAAACUGACCUUCAGCCAUCAGGCUAUCAAGUAACUUUUAACUGCACAAACUUAAAGUAGUUUAAGAUUUGUUGGGGUGGGACUGCAUCAUAAAGAAAUCUACUGAAUGAAAUGCUGUAUCGUACGCACAAAAUGUGUCCAUGAAUGUCAGCUGAUCUUUAGAGAUAAUUUUUGUCUGAAAAUAUGUUGACAUUCAUCAGUGCCAUUCUGAACAGUGUUCAUGUCUACUGCCAAAGCCGUAACACAUGCUUACAUUGUACACACGGACCAGUCACACCACAAUGUGCACUUGAGUGCACUUGACUAGAGGGAUAUAGUGUAUUUACUAACUGGGUGAAUUAAGAGGUUGUAAUCUUUAUGAAAAUAGACCCUGUAUAAUAAUCAAAGUAUUUUGUGUUCAUGUAAACACAUUCAUAAUUAUUACAAUGUACAGUUAAAGCACUGUUAAGAGUGGUGCUCUCAAUAACUAUAAAUCUUGUAUACAAAGAGUAUUUUGGGUUACCAAACAAACUUAUUUUUACACAUGAAACUUAGGUCAAAUAGUAUUAAAAAAAAAGGAAGAAAAAAAAAAAAGAAAAGAUUCUUGGUUAAAUCACUGCGGGCAUUUUCAAUCAAACGCCAGUUCAGCACUUGGAUGGAUCAUAGAACGGCUAUGAGGUUUGUUUGAUGCCAAAAAAAAUCAGCUUUCAAGUUUUUCAUUAUUAUUUCUUCGAAUAUCCAAAUCCUACUAUAGAUUGUAUUACAGGAAGCAUUCAGCACUUAUGUAAAGUAAAGUAUCUAAAGUACAUGCAGCUCUUCAGGGUAGCAAAGACAAGAAUUCUCCUGAGCAGGUUUUGUAAAUAUAAAUAUUAGAAAUCACUUUAGGAUAACAAAUUGCGCUAAACAUUAAACGAUACACUUUUCGAGUCACUGUCACCAGUUGAGUGAUUGUAUAUAUGUAUGUAUGUAUGUAUGUACAAUUAGAGGUAACCGAGAAGAGCAAGUAUUGUUUGGAGUGAAGGUGAGGCAAAAUGGGAAAGUUCCUGCUCCGGGAAACAUUAAUGUAAAUAACGUGGCUGAAGAAGUUAACAUGGUUGUAUUUGUUGUUAUAAGUCAUCCAUUUACUUCAGUGCUUCAAAUGAUUGCCUCUCUGCCACUGACUCUAAGACAGAAUAAAGAAUGUACAAAGUGUUCAAUAUUACAUAAAUAAAUACUGAAAUAACUAUAUAAAUAUAUACAGACAAAAUAUGUAGGAGAACCAUGAAAUUACAUGGUUCUAGGCAUGGGAAUGUCAGUCUGUCAAGGGUCAGUCGGCCGCUUCACCACUUACAUGCUAGGAUAUCUUAAACAUUAAAAUUUUGCCCAGGCGUUCUUGGUGGCAGGGUGUUGAACCCUAUGAAUGUUGUGAUUUGACCUCUCCUGAAGCUUCACCAUCAUCUUCUAGUUUUCAAGUAUCCACAGACAUUAGUGCUUUUUAGAGGAUGACAUUUGUGGCUUUGAAAUGUCAGGGAAACUAUUGGACAUAUUUCUAUGAAAUCUGGUACACACAUUCAUGUCCCCCUCAGAAUAAACUUCAGUGAUUAAGUUUUCAUUUGAGGCUCACAGCCUUAGCUGUACUUGGUGUUUAGUGUUAAGUUGUAAUAUGUUGGCCUGUUACACUGAGAUGGUGAGUGUAAUAUAUAUUAUAGCCUACCUUCCAAGCAUCAGCAUGUUGGCACUGCUAUUGUGAGCAUGUUGACUUUUGCAUAUACUUCAGAGUACUGCGGUACCAAAGUGCAGAAUCACAGAGCAGCUGCAGUGGCUGUGUGAAUUGUCUGUCUGCUCAAACGGAAAAUGGCUUUGUGGAACAAGAUAGCCUUUGGAAGUAAAACAUUUUGAAAUAAAAACUGCUGGAAUGACAUUAAAUGAUUUUAUGUCCAUAAGACCAAGCUGCAUUUUUUUUCACAAGGAAGAUUCUUGUUUCCUGCUCAUGUUUGUAGGUCUCUUCUACUCACAGCAGUAUCCUGAAUUAUACGCAGAAAAAUGAGUGAACCUUCACACUGCACACAUUUCUGUAAUGACACUUUAAUUAUACAGUGAUGAUGUAUAAACUGCGGUACAAAAUGAAUUGUAAAUUGUAAAAUAUUUGAAAUGCCUGAAAAGAAAAAGACUUAGAGCUGUGUUUUGUUUUUCUUUUUGUCUGAACUCCACGUUGCCUCACUCAUUACGAAAUUUGCAUUGGGCAGCAAGAACAACUCUUAAUUGUAUUUAGCUUUGUGUUUUUAUUUACAUAAUGAAUAAUAAUUGAGUGAUAGAGAACAGUGCUGUGAAAAGGAUUCUACACAGAUAAUGGAAAAUUUAAAUUCCCAAGAUUGAAAAACCUAAUUGAGUGGAUCACAGUUUAGUUUUGAGUGGAUUUUUUUUUUUAUUUCCUUCUAUUUACUGAUGGAUGUGUUGUGAAUAAACAUUAAUUGUUGAA
Molecule: messenger RNA, 4787 nt
Organism: Scatophagus argus
Lineage: Eukaryota; Metazoa; Chordata; Actinopteri; Scatophagidae
Product: ribosomal protein S6 kinase beta-2-like
Exons: 17
Coding region: 260-1672 (470 amino acids)
Biological process (GO): signal transduction; protein phosphorylation
Molecular function (GO): protein serine/threonine kinase activity; ATP binding
Source: RefSeq, a predicted model, not a curated record